GAUGCGGGCGGAGGAGCCGCUGGCGCUGGCGGCCCCGCGGGCGGACGGCGAGGCGGAGGCGGAGGCGCCGGGCGAGGAGCGGAGCGGCAGCAGCUGCUGCAGCAGCGAGCGCCUGGUGAUCAACAUCUCGGGGCUGCGCUUCGAGACGCAGCUGCGGACCCUCUCCAUCUUCCCCGACACGCUGCUGGGCGACCCCAGCCGCCGGGUGCGCUACUUCGACCCGCUCCGCAACGAGUACUUCUUCGACCGCAACCGGCCCAGCUUCGACGCCAUCCUCUACUACUACCAGUCCGGGGGGCGGCUCCGCCGGCCGGUCCAUGUGCCCCUCGACAUCUUCCUGGAGGAGAUCCGCUUCUACCAGCUGGGCCAGGAGGCUAUCGAGACAUUCCGGGAGGACGAGGGCUUCAUCCCAGAGGAGGAGAAGCCCCUGCCCCAGCACCACUUCCAACGCCAGGUCUGGCUGCUCUUUGAGUACCCUGAGAGCUCCGGGCCAGCCCGGGCCAUCGCCAUCGUCUCCGUGCUGGUCAUCCUCAUCUCCAUCGUCAUCUUCUGCCUGGAGACCCUGCCCGAAUUCCGCCAGGAGCCCAAGGGACCCCAGCCUGGCUUCGGGGAGGCUGUUCCUCUCGGGGAUGAGGCACUGCUGCUGCCGCCGCUGCCACCGCCGAGCGGGACCCCUCCGCCCCUGCACCCCACCACCGGCUCCGGCCCGUUCUUCACAGACCCCUUCUUCCUCAUCGAGACCCUGUGCAUCAUCUGGUUCUCCUUUGAGCUCCUUGUGCGCUUCUUCGCCUGCCCCAGCAAGCCCGAGUUCUCCCGCAACAUCAUGAACAUCAUCGACAUCGUGGCCAUCAUCCCCUACUUCAUCACCCUGGGCACCGAGCUGCAGCAGCAGCAGAAGCAGCAGCCCGGGAGCAGCAGCAAUGGGGGCCAGCAGCAAGCCAUGUCCCUGGCCAUCCUCAGAGUCAUCCGCCUGGUCAGAGUCUUCAGGAUCUUCAAGCUCUCCAGGCACUCCAAGGGGCUGCAGAUCUUAGGGAAGACUCUCCAGGCCAGCAUGAGGGAGCUGGGCCUCCUCAUCUUCUUUCUCUUCAUUGGGGUGAUCCUCUUCUCCAGCGCUGUCUACUUUGCAGAGACUGAUGAUCCUGACUCACUGUUCACCAGCAUCCCUGAUGCUUUCUGGUGGGCAGUGGUGUCCAUGACCACUGUGGGCUAUGGGGACAUGUAUCCCAUGACCAUUGGUGGCAAGAUUGUGGGCUCCUUGUGUGCCAUCGCGGGUGUGCUCACCAUUGCCCUCCCUGUCCCUGUCAUCGUGUCCAACUUCAACUACUUCUACCACCGAGAGACUGACCAUGAAGAGCAGUGCCAGUACACCCACGUCACCUGUGGCCAGCAACAGUCACCCUUCUCUGAGCCCAAGAAGGGGGACAGUAAUCAGUCCCUCAGCAAAUCUGAAUUCCUGGAAGCAGAAGACCUGGAGUCCAUGAAAUAUUCCAACUUCAUUCCUCCCAAUAACCAGGGAUAUAAAGAGAAGAAAAUGCUGACAGAGGUGUGAUGGGUUUUGUUGUCCUGGGUCCAGACACAGAGCUGCAAGCUGCUGUUACAGUUGUCUUCCUACAAGCAGCUGGAUCUAUUCAGCAUUUACAUGCCAGAUUGUGGAUUGUGAUACCGUAAACAGAAUGAUUGUGAUAAUGGGCUCUUCUGGCCUGAUUUGCUGUUUCUCAUUACUGUGUGCAGCCAGAAAUGUUCUUGCUUUAUUCCGUGGAGUGCUAGCUGUCAUCCCCACUCCCUUGUGCAUUUCUUUCUCUGCUUUUGAUGACUGCUUUAAUCCAACAUUUGCUCCGAAACCAAGUCUUGUAACUCCACUAGCAGAGAAGUCCUUGCCACUACUUCAGCAGAAGCAUUCAGCAGAGUAAACAGUUAAAGCAGCUACAAACAUCUGGCUCGAGCCAUGCUCUCAGUCCCUGUGCCAGCGCAGUGCCCUUGGCUGUGGAAUCAGUCACGCCUGCCAUGCCAUUGCCUUUGAAUAAUGGAAACGCUGCAGCCAGGAUCACAGGGAGCUCUGCAGCUGUAGGGGAAAGCCGGCAAGCAGAUACCUGCCUUCUUUGCAACCCUUGGCAUGCUAAAAGAUCCUCCUGGUUUGUGUUUCAAAAAAAAAAAAAAAAAGUGCAUAAAUCUAAAAGCUCUUUGCUAUUUGUGACCAUACAUCAUGUAUCAAAAACAAGCUUAAAGCAGUCAACAGGCUUGGUGAAGAUUCUCUGUGUUUUGAGCUUAUCUCAGCCUUAUUUAUGCCAGUGCCCUGAUGUUAAUUGGCUUUUAUAGUACUAACUUAAUCUUCAUAGUGGUAAGUGCCUUCUGAUGCAAGGCAUGUUUGAGUAAAUUCAUUUGUUAUCUGCAGAGUUCAUCUUCACACAAUAGCGUUUAAUGAGAUGUGCUUUGUGCUUCAGAUACCCAGCUCUAUAUUCAGGCAUGGGAGAGCAGUUGACUCCGCUGCUUUUUUUAAUUGAGCAUUGUGUAGCUGAGGGAAGUUUGCAUGUUGGCAUUUUGUUGAUGUGGCAGGAAAAUCCCAACCACAAAGAGCUGUGCACCUGUGCUGUGUGAGGAUCUUGCUGGUUUAGCAAGUCAGAGGCAUAAAAUGCUUCAGGGCAAGUGUGUCAACAUUUGAAACUGAGACUGGCACAGAUACAAACUUCCCUAAGCUGUUUGCACAAAGCCAGUAGCAUCCUCCAGACCCUUUGAAUGAGAGGAGAAACAGCAAGCCCUGAAGAGAUGCUCUUGCUGUAUUGCUGGCCUAGCCAGUUCCUGGUAUUUCAUGGAUAGGAAUGACAGCAGUGUUUUUGUACUUGAUUUUAUGAGAGCAGUUUGUGCCAGCCAUGCAAAAUAUGCAUAGCUUGGCCUGCAGUGCCGGGUUUGUCAAGGGACCAGAGAUUUCUAUCUUCAAAUACAUGUUUUGCUUCCCAGAUAAUUUCAUUAGUUUCAGUCAGCUCUGCCUUACACCUAACGUUAAAAAUGUUUCAAGCUCUGCCAGCAGGUGAGAAAGAAAAAUGUAUGCUUUCAGAUUCCACUGGCAGAUUUUCCUGCAAGGAAAAGUCCUUCUUGUUUGAAUUCUAAGUGUUUGUUCUGCAUUCACAUGUCUGCAUGUGUACAAAAGCAAAGGCACCCAUUAAUGCCUUGCAUCCCACUGUAUGAAAUGCAUAUUGGAAUGUACUACAUAUUGCAUGGGGCACGUGUAAUACAUAAACCAAACAUAAUGCCAAGGUGCAAAAAUACAGAGAAUAUAUUUUGUAUAUAUAUUGUGCUUUCCAGCCAUAAGGCUAAGAAUGCUAAAGGCGUAUCAUAGAACCAUAGAAUGACCUGGGUUGGAAGGGACCUUAAAGAUCAUCUCUUUCCAAAGAAGGACACCUUCCACUAGACCAGGUUGCUCAGAGCACUAUCCUUUAAUAUAGUCAAAACUGGCUAUAGAACUGGUUGUGAGGUGGGAUCUGUUUGCAUCUUCAUUACUCUACCUGUUUUCAGUUGUCUUGAGAUAUUGCUCCAUGCUAGAGUGCUUUUAUUGUGGCCUCUCUCCAUCCUGGCCCUGCUCAUAUGGUAGAAGUUGUUUGUGCAAAUCCUAACUACUCCAUUUCUCCAGAGUCCUCUUGCCUUCUCAAAUGUUUUUAGUGUGCAGGGAUCUCCCUUGGGGUCAGCACACAACCAUUAUAUUAAAACCUUUGCUCUCUCUCUCUCUCUUGCUGAAAUCAGUAGGAAAAUGCCACUUCUCUCAGUCUGGGAGACACAAGUUGGAUGUGGUGAGGACUCAUAGCUCAGAGGGGUUUGCCUGAAUAAAGCCUAAUUUAUCUUUGCUUCAUGUGACUGAGGCAAAGGUUCGUGAAGGUCUGAGCCUUGGGGACCACUCUGCAUCCCUUGACACCUGUAAUCAGCUGGUGGGUAAAUUGUCCUGGUGAAUAAGUGGGACUGAGGGGCAUGGUGCCACCUCUGUUGAUUUUGUGUAAAAGUUGUCCAGUUCUUAGUGUGUCUUAGUCUUGGUGGUGUUCUUAGUUGUGUUUUGGGGUCACCUUAAUGAAAUCUUUACUGUGAGGUGAAGAGAGGGUCUGUUCUUCAAAUUUUCUAUUGCUUGAAACUAGCAAAAGAAGCUGCUAUUUAAGAGGGAUGUUUUGAGGCUGCUGCCCUCUCCCAGCCGAAUGCCCAUGUUUGGGGAUAUUUUAUGCCUGAGUCUAUCAGCUGAUAAAAGCUCCCCCAAAGUAAGAUAUAAAAAACUCAGGUUGAACACAAGUUCAGGAGGAGUCAUGAGACACGCUGAGCCUACGUCAGAAAAUUCCUGGGCUCGUUUCUCCCCCUGGGCCUGGCCCUGUUGGCCCUGCCAGGCAGGAGCCCUCCCUGCCCGGAACAGGUUGUUCUGCUGACCAGCAUGACAGACAGCUGGACAUGGAGACUCUAGCAAGAAAAAACGAUCACUGGUAGCACAAUCCCAGCAUGUCUUACACAGAUCCUCUUGGAAAGAGGUGUUCUGCCCUUGGGUGGAAUCCAGCAGUGAGUUUCCAGUGGGUAUUGGAUUCUCCCACCCACAGAUCGCACCCAAGGUGUAAAGGUAUUUUGUGGUGAGCAAGGCAGCUCUGUGCAGUUUUUGUGAGCCACUUUUGUCAGUUCUGAAAAGAAAAGGGCACAUGAAAAUGUGUAAAGCAGGAGUGUUGUUUGCUCCCUGGGUUUUCCUUGUUGGCUCUAAGGGAAAUACAGACCACCAACAGAAGCAUGGAAACUGUAACCUUGGGACUCAUCUGGGACAUGUAAAUCCUUCUCAAAGCACCUCCUGAAAAGCAGUGAAGUCCCAGAGUCAUCAGUAAUGCUAUACGUUACAGAACUUGUGGAAUCUGACCUUUUUAAAGGAGCCUUCAGAUUUUUUUUUCACGUGACUGAAAUGACACAGUGGCACCCAUUAACUUUAUCAGAGGUCUCAUGCCACCGAAUCACAGAGAUGGUUUCAAAAACCUUAUCUCAAGUUCUCAGCGCUUAGCACUCCCCCCAGCUGCUCAAAAUGCAAGUCAGUUUCCUUCUGAAGGUAGAGCACAUCCCUGUGAAGCCAAGUAGGCACCUCCAGGGACUUGUUUCCAUAACAACCUCCCGGACUGUUUUUCUCUCUCUGUGCUGUGAUUGUGGCUACAAGCAAAAGCACUCGUUGGAUAUUUUGUGUUCAGAUAUCAGCACCUUAUCUUUACAGAUGUUUUCUUUGCCUACUGGAGCUGAUCCCAUCACCUUAUAUCAUGUACAGCUGCCCUGUCCAACUUCAGGUGGGCAGUUUCCAGCCUUCGAAAGCAGGGAGAGCAAACCUGGAGAUGGAAAGAGAUUUUAUUUGUCCAUCCACACAGAGUUGAAGAGUGUGUGAAAUACAAUCUGAGCAGUCAGCCAGGGAGCUGAGGGGCUACUGGUCUGAUGUAGAGUCAUCUGGGUGCCUGGUGACAAGGAAUACAGGCUAAAGCAUUACUUUAAAGAUCCAGAAAUUCCUCUUGCAGCAAUCUCACUAGGAAAUAGUUUUACAGUGGAAGAGACUAUUGCUCCUUCCAGAUCCCCUGGCUGGUUUGUUAUAGUUGGUUCCCCUGAUCAUUUUCCCACAGGAUAUUUUUCACCAAAGCAGGACAGGGCAGAAAUUGUCUCUUUGGAGGUAGGCAAGAAAGGAAGAAAAGGAAGAAUUUUACUGAGGACACCAUUUUUUUAUCCACACAAAGGUCUGGAAGCUCGGAAGGCAUGAAGACCUGUUCUGUGGUGUUUUACUGUUGGACUCUUGCUCUUAACUCCAAGAUGAAAUUCCUGUUCUGCUCCUUAUUGGAAAACAUUGGAAUUUGGGAUUUUUGAGUAAUUUUUUGUUUGGGCCUUUUGAUCCAGCUUUUGUGGAUAAAAAUUCACUGCUACAGCAGGUGUGGAGGUGAAGGUGACUGAACUUGGUCUUCUCUCCUGGGUCCUCUCAUUCAGAGUCCCUAUGGGAUAAAGAAGAGUGAGUGUCAAGAAAAUUCAGGGCAGCAAGAGACAGGGUAAGGAUUGAAGUGUCUUCCACACGGUGAUGGCAAGAGCAGCAUCAACCCUAAAAGCAAAGGAACAAGCAGAUCCAUCAUCUGCUGCUAUUGCAAAAAUAGGUCCUGUUUACAUCAGGGAAAGAUCUGCAGAUUACAGCAGGAGUCAACCACAGCUUUCCCAAAAGCUCUCACCUGACUCAAGUCCAAAAAACAGAUGCUGCCCUCUUUUACACUGGUGCAAUUCUGGAAUAACUCCACUGACGUCAGUGAAGUGACUCCAAAUUUAUCCCCGGCAAAAGCAGAAUUGGACCACAGUCUCUUUGUCUGCCUCUCUGCUCUGGAGCUCUGGGGAAGGUGUGCCACUGCCACAACAUAAGGCUGUUGCACAAUUAAUGACCACCAAUAUGGGAUUAAAGCAGUGUUGAAUCAUCCAGCAGGACCACUGGAAAGAAGGCAUCAUCCUGAAAGAAAGUGUACACAGGAGCUUGUGGUGGAAAAGAAUCCAAGCAGCCAGACACUGAGACCAAAGAAAGAUUCUGAACAAAGUGUGAGUAAUUCACAAAUAGCUUUAGAUCCAGGCAGCAGUAAGAUAAGCCACAGGAGUACUCAGAAGCCCAGACCAGUAGGCCCUGGAAUCCAGGCUGAAAAUACAGCAGACCAUUCAGACUGCUUCCUUGAGAGGUCACAGAGAAGAUAGAAAUCUUUUAAUUUGCAUUUUAAAU
This is a messenger RNA of Pyrgilauda ruficollis (rufous-necked snowfinch), 6721 nucleotides long. Its product is annotated as potassium voltage-gated channel subfamily A member 6-like. Gene Ontology annotation, biological process: potassium ion transmembrane transport; protein homooligomerization. Bases 2 to 1549 code for a protein of 515 amino acids. Lineage: Eukaryota; Metazoa; Chordata; Aves; Passeriformes; Passeridae. The transcript has 8 exons. The record is from RefSeq and is a predicted model, not a curated record. Gene Ontology annotation, cellular component: membrane; voltage-gated potassium channel complex. Gene Ontology annotation, molecular function: protein binding; delayed rectifier potassium channel activity.